AAGAAGAUGAUGAUGAUGCAGAUGUGCGCCACCGUGCCAUCAGUUCACAGCAUCCAUAACAAGUUGCAGGCAACAAGGUGCCCCAGUUUCAGAUGCCGCGCAGCCUCACCUCUCAACCCUGCAGCUUCCGUCAAGCCCUUCGUUUCUACCGAGUCAACUCGCUUACACCUCUCUAACCUCGAAAAGCUCCUCGAUACCCAAAAGCCCCUCCAACAACAACACAAUAAAAUCACAAGCACUGACGAUUCAUCAUCGUCCACGGAGAAGAAAGCAAAAAGUUUCCUUGAAGGACUCAACUUAGGGAGAUUGUGGAGUUCGGAAAUGAAAGCAGCCGCCGAGGAUAUGUCCCCGCGAAACCUUCACCGCCUGCAGCGCCUCCUCUCCAAGACAGCCGAGUAUUCGCCGCGAAACGUCCUCGGCAGCCGGUGGAGGGAGUACCACGGCAGCAAUGACUGGAAAGGGAUGCUCGAUCCGCUCGAUGAGAAUCUCCGCCGGGAGGUUGUCCGGUACGGCGAGUUCGUCCAGGCUGCCUACCAAGCUUUCCACUCUGACCCAGCCAUGUCCACGGAUGCCCCGCCACAGCCCCGCCACGUGGCCCUCCAUGACAGGACAUAUAAGGUCACCAAGAGCCUCUAUGCCACGUCAUCUAUUGGGUUGCCCAAAUGGGUCGAUGACGUGGCACCGGAUCUCGGGUGGAUGACCCAGCGCUCUAGCUGGGUCGGGUACGUCGCAGUUUGUGAUGACCAAAGAGAGAUCGCACGGUUGGGAAGGAGGGACAUCGUGAUUGCCCUUCGCGGAACUUCAACUUGUCUCGAAUGGGCCGAGAAUCUUCGAGCCCAGUUGAUUGAUCACCCUGAUGAUAACAAGGAAGAUGAUAACCAAGGAAAGCCCAAAGUGGAGUGCGGGUUCUUGAGCCUGUACAAGACACGUGGUGCUCACGUGCCUAGCUUAGCCGAGUCUGUUGUGGAAGAAAUUAAGCGGUUAUUGGAGGUUUACAAGGGUGAGAGCCUAAGCAUCACAAUCACAGGCCACAGUUUGGGCGCAACGCUGGCCUUGUUGGUGGCCGAUGAGAUAAGCACGUGCAGCCCAAACAUGCCACCGGUGGCUGUUUUCUCCUUUGGUGGGCCUCGAGUGGGUAACAAGGCCUUUGGAAACAGAGUUACGGCUCGUAAUGUGAAAGUGCUUAGAAUUGUGAACUCGCAAGACGUGAUUACGAGAGUGCCUGGAAUAUUUGUAAGCGAGGAGGUAGAGGAAAAAAUAAGGAACUCCAAGGUUGGUGGUGGUGUCAUGAACAUGCUUGAAGAGAAUACACCGUUGGCUUACUCACACGUGGGGACCGAGCUACGUGUCGACACCAAGAUGUCGCCCUAUCUAAAGCCGGAUGCUGACAUGGCAUGUUGCCAUGACCUGGAGGCUUACCUGCACUUGGUGGAUGGUUUCCUGGCAUCUAAUUGUCCAUUUAGAGCAAAUGCUAAGAGAAGCCUGGCUAGAUUGAUGCAGGAUCAAGGCUCUAAUGUCAAGAAAUUGUAUGUUAGCAAGGCAAAAGCCUUGACUGUUAAUCUUAAGAGACAAGGAUCUAUGUCCAUGUCCAUGUCCACUUGUUUGCCUAGUCCAUCUUAAACCACUCUAAUAAUAUUUAUGUGUAAUUCUUAGAUGAAAACAAAAAAUGUGAAUAUAUUUUAUUUGAGGAUGUUACACAUACA
Molecule: messenger RNA, 1703 nt
Organism: Arachis ipaensis
Lineage: Eukaryota; Viridiplantae; Streptophyta; Magnoliopsida; Fabales; Fabaceae
Gene: PLA-I{BETA]2
Product: alpha/beta-Hydrolases superfamily protein
Biological process (GO): lipid metabolic process
Molecular function (GO): glycerophospholipase activity
Source: RefSeq, a predicted model, not a curated record